Molecule: messenger RNA, 1479 nt
Organism: Otolemur garnettii (small-eared galago)
Lineage: Eukaryota; Metazoa; Chordata; Mammalia; Primates; Galagidae
Gene: NTN5
Product: netrin 5
Exons: 6
Coding region: 1-1479 (492 amino acids)
Molecular function (GO): protein binding
Source: RefSeq, a predicted model, not a curated record
AUGUCUGUGACCUUUGCUCUCUUGCUCCUCCUGAGCCAGGCCACUGCUGACCCAUGCUAUGAUUCAGGGGGCUACCCUCGCUUCUGCCUCCCACCAGUGACCCAGCUGGCCAGCAUGGCAGCCUCCUGUCCUCAGGCCUGCGCCUUCUCCCCAGGGAACAGCCUUAGCCCUGGGGGCAUCUGCAAUGGCAGCCUGACCCUGGCCUUGGGUGGCCCCUUCCUCCUGACAUCUGUCAGCCUGCGCUUCUGUACUCCAGGAACCCCAGCCCUAGUCCUGUCGGCCGCCUGGGCUGCUGGGGGUCCCUGGAGGCUGCUGUGGCGAAGAUCUGCCUGGCCUGGGGCUUUGGGGGGCCCUGAAAGGGUGACCUUCCACUCCAUGCCAGGCCCUAAGGCCAGUAUGGCAGCCAGCCACCUCCGAGUGGAGUUUGGAGGCCGAGCAGAGCUAGCAGCAGCUGGGCUGAGAGGCCGCUGCCAGUGCCACGGACACGCGGCCCGCUGCGCCGCCCGGGCCCGGCCCCCCCGCUGCCGUUGCCGCCAUCACACCACUGGCCCAGGCUGCGAGAGCUGCCGCCCAUCCCAUCGUGACUGGCCAUGGCGGCCUGCCACACCAACGCACCCCCAUCCUUGCCUACCCUGCUCCUGCAACCAGCACGCCCGACGCUGCCGGUUCAACUCUGAGUUGUUCCGGCUGUCAGGUGGCCUGAGUGGUGGUGUUUGUGAGCGGUGCCGCCACCACACAGCUGGGCGGCACUGCCACUACUGCCAGCCAGGGUUCUGGAGGGAUCCCUCACAGCCUAUCACCAGCCGCAAGGCCUGCAGGGCCUGCCAGUGCCACCCUAUUGGGGCAACAGGAGGCAACUGCAACCAGACCAGUGGGCAGUGCUCCUGCAAGUUAGGGGUCACAGGUCUGACAUGCAACCGCUGUGGUCCUGGCUACCAGCAGAGCCGCUCCCCCAGUAUGCCCUGCCAGCGAAUUCCAGAGGUAACGACCACUCUUGCUACUACUGCUGGUGUUUACAGCUCAGAUCCUCAGUGUCAAAACUACUGCAAUAUCUCGGACACCAGGGUGCAUAUGAGCCUUUGGACUUACUGCCAGCAGGACUAUGUUCUCCGGGCGCAUGUGCUGGCGUCCGAGGUGGGAGACCAGGCGUGGCGGCAGCUGGCUGUGCGUGUGUUGGCAGUGUACAAGCAGCCAGCACGGCCUGUGCGCCGUGGCGACCAGGACGCCUGGGUACCCCAAGUCGACCUGGCCUGUGGCUGCCUGCGCCUGCGGCCAGGCACCGACUACCUGCUGCUGGGCAGCGUCAGCCGCAGCCCAGAUCCGGCGCGCCUCGUUCUCAACCGCCACGGCCUUGCUCUUCCCUGGAGGCCGCUCUGGGACCGGCCGUUGCGGCAGCUGCAGCAGAAGGAGCGUGCUGGAGGCUGCUACGACCUGAGGCCUCAGACUCCAAGGCCAAGGCCAGAGCUGGGGCUGCCUUGA